Camelina sativa (false flax) is the source of this 967-nucleotide messenger RNA. Lineage: Eukaryota; Viridiplantae; Streptophyta; Magnoliopsida; Brassicales; Brassicaceae. The record is from RefSeq and is a predicted model, not a curated record.
UGAUGAUGUUGGAAACAUAGAAGUCAACGUGGCAAGAUCAGGAAGGGUGAAGAAAGAUCUUGAAAAAACACCCAAACCGUAUACACAAACACAGACAAAUCGGACGAAAAUCACGGAAACAUCAUCCAGUUACAGUUUGGUCGGAAUAAAAAGUUUACGAACAUGGUGUUCAACGGCCAGACAGUUGUGUCUGUAGCCCAUUUGUCGGCGGAGGUUUGGCAGCGAUUACGGCGGAUCCCACCGUCCGACCGUAUAAGCAGCAGCGAGAUGCUUGAGCUAGUCUGCUUCUUCCCGCUCCAGCAAUUGGGUCUAUUCGCUAUAUGUUUCUUGACUUUUCUCUGUCUUCCUCAUCCAGGUUUGCUCUAUCCUGAACCCGACGAUGACGAUGGGGGUCACGUUUUUGUUAAUGGCUCCUCUUCAUCUUCCAUCGCUAGACAUCAGCAUCACUUUCAUCUGCACUUUGAGUAAUCAAAACCAAACUCGAUCAUGUUCUCUUCUUUGAGUUACUCUGUUUUCUCUCUGUGUUUAAUGUAUAUACUAUGUGGUUUUGCGGUUUGGUGAAUAUUGUCUAGAUUUGGGUUUGUUUUAAGUCUAGUCCUUGAUGAUUAUAGACCAUAAAUAUGAGUUUAAUCUGCACUUGAAACGUUAAGACUCGAAGCUGCAUCCGAUUUGGUUUGUGUUGUUCAUAUCUUCUGUGGGGAAAUUGAUCAGAGACCAAGAGAGUUUGUGGAUUUAUCAUCUGGCUUGAGAGUAGAAGACUCUGGUUUUGGAUCUUUAUGGCUCUGUGUCUGAUGUAAUUAGCUCUAAAGAUCAAGAACGAUGUCUGUUCAUAAACUAGCUUUAUUGGAUCUCUAGAUUUGGUGAGUUUUUUUGGUUUCUUGGCUUCCAAGAAAGAAGCUUGUUAAUACUAGUGUAAAUCAGAUACUUCAAGGUUCUUCAUUGUUUUCAUCUCCUACGGUUUCAGUCA